This is a messenger RNA of Aspergillus terreus NIH2624, 1617 nucleotides long. RefSeq lists its product as uncharacterized. NCBI's taxonomy places the organism in Eukaryota, Fungi, Ascomycota, Eurotiomycetes, Eurotiales, Aspergillaceae. Gene Ontology annotation, molecular function: transmembrane transporter activity. Bases 1 to 1617 code for a protein of 538 amino acids. The transcript has a single exon. Gene Ontology annotation, biological process: transmembrane transport. The record is from RefSeq and is a predicted model, not a curated record.
AUGCCGCAAGGUCUUCCAAUGUCCGCCAGAAAUGAAGAAAAGACCGACGGUCAGAUCGAUGCCAGCGCCAAUGACGACGAUGUCCGUAAAAUCACCGGCUUUCGCUGGUUCCUCAUCUGCGCCGCCCUCUACCUCUCGGCCCUUAUGUACGGACUAGACACGACCAUCGCCGCUGACGUGCAGGGGGCCGUCAUUGAGACCUUCGGCGAAGUCUCUAAGUUAGCCUGGAUCGGCGCCGGCUUCCCGUUGGGAUCAGUGGCCGUUAUUCUGCCCUACGGAUUCCUCUAUACGACCUUCAGCAUGAAGUACCUGUACAUCGCCGGCAUCGUGCUCUUCCAGGCCGGCUCGGCCCUCUGCGGCGCCGCGCCUACCAUGAAUGCGCUGAUUGUGGGCCGCGUGUUUGCUGGCGCCGGCGGCACAGGCAUCUAUCUCGGCGGUCUGAAUCACUUCUCGGCUAUGACAACGCGGCAGGAGCGCGGCACGUAUCUUACGGGCACUGGCUUUGUUUGGGGGUUAGGCGCAAUCCUCGGGCCUGUUGUCGGCGGUGGCUUCUCUGACUCUUCGGCUACCUGGCGAUGGGGGUUCUACAUCAACCUCAUUAUCGGCGCCAUUACGGCCCCCGUCUACCUUUUCAACUUACCGGCUAUUCAUCCAGGAGCGGGCAAGAGCCUGCAUGACCGCCUCAUGCGGCUCGACUACGUGGGCUUCGUCCUCAGCGCCGGCAUGUGGGUUAUGUUCGCCAUGGGCUUCAUCUCGGCCGGCGGCGUGUGGGCCUGGAGCGACGGCCGCACGAUCGCCCUGGUCGUUGUCUUCGCCGUGCUCCUGGCACUCUACACCCUGCAACAGUAUUUUUGCGUCUUCACUACGGCCGCGACGCGAUCCUUCCCGGGCCAUCUACUGCGCUCGCGCACGCAGACCCUGCUCUACAUCACGACAACUUGCGCCAACACGGGCAUGUUCUUCACCGUCUACUACAUCCCCAUUUACUUCCAGUUUACGCAGAACGACAGCUCGUUGACGGCCGCCGUGCGGCUUCUCCCCUACCUGCUGGUCACUAUCGCCUGCAACCUUGCCACCGGCUGGGCGCUGCCCAAGGUGCAGCACUAUAUGCCGCUGUGUCUGGUGUCGGGGGCACUGAUGACGCUGGCUGCGGGACUGUUUGUCGGUCUACUGUCGACGGACACCCCGACGGCGCAGAUCUACGGCUUCAGCAUCCUGAUGGCCGUGGGCACCGGUAUCACGAUGCAGCUGGGCUACGCCGUCGCCAGUUUGAAAGUGGCUCCAACGGACAUCUUCAGCGCCAUUAACCUACAGAACAUCGCCCAGAUCGGCGCUACGGUCAUCUGUCUCGUCGUCGCCGGUCAGGUGUUCCAGUCUUUGGCUGUGCGGAAUUUGAACGAAGUCCUGGCGGGGCGUGGGUUCAGCCAGACGGAGAUCCACGGCGCGGUGGCGGGGGCGCAGAGUAUGCUGUUUGAGAGCUUGAGUGGUGACCUGAGGGAGGCAGCGAUUCGGGCCAUCACAGCUGCUAUGCAGAGGGCGUUUAUCAUUCCGUUGGUGGCGGGCGUCGUGGGGUUAAUCAGCUCGUUGUUAAUGAAGAUGGAGCGGUUGUUUGGGUAG